GUUUGAGAUUACACAUAUUUCUGAAAUUUUAUUACUUAAAAUUCUAUCAAAAUGAGUUUAUAAACAGUGUUCCAUGAAAGGUGAUGAUAAAGAAAUUAUUAUAAUUAGUAAAUCAUUAUAUGUCUUUCGUGUGGUUGGAAAAUGGAAAUGAUUCCAAGAAUAAUACUCCCUCCAUUUCAAUAUAAUUAUCUUUUUAAGUUUUUACACAAUUUUUCAUUUAGAGAAUUGAUGUUUUUCCUCAUAUUAUAGGUGGGAAAAUUUUGUUUUCUCCAUUGUAAUAUAUGUGUGAAAUAUUAAAAAAAGAGAGAAAUUGUGAAAGCGAGGAGACAAGGGAAAGAGAUAGAUAGAGAGAGGGAGAGGAGUGUGGGGUCGGGUACAGAAAAAGGUAUAGAGAGAAGAUGAGAGGCAGCCAGGCAGGAUGGAGAAUGAAGAUGUGGAUAAGAAAACAUUAAAAGAAGAGACGUCGUUUAUUUUGAAAAAAAUUAAUGACCUCAAAGCGACUUUUUUAUAAAGAAACAGAGGUAAAUAUUUUGCGGUUUACUAACCAUCACCUUGUCAUUGUGUAAAAUGCUGACCCCACGCAUAUUGUCAGUACGUAAUUCACGCACGUGAAUCUCGUUGGACACUCUCAGGCAUUAAUCAAAACGCCAUAACACCUCUGAAUUAGUAACAUACACUAUUCCAGACUAACUCUAACUUGAUCAUUUGAACUACAAACAUUAUCAACAACUGCUAUGGCACUCCAUCUCUCUGGCUUGCCUAUGCCUCAUUCACAGCCCCAGGUUCAGAGUCUUUACAGAGGUCGACAUAGAUACCAUCUACAAACAGCGCAUGAUGGCGUUUUAAUAAUUCCACAAGUUAGAUGUUCAGUGACAGCGACUAUACAAACUUCCACUGCUCCACAUCCACGACGAUCUGCAAAUUACCAGUCAACCAUUUGGAAUUACAAUUUUCUCCAGGCGCUAAGUAUUGAUAAGUUGGACGAAGAAUGCGAGAACAGGGCAAAGAAGCUGGAGGAGGAGGUGAGGUCUAUGAUGAACAAUGAAAAUGCAGAAUUGUUGAGCGUUCUUGAGCUGAUUGAUGACAUUCAGCGGCUAGGUUUGGGAUACCGUUUCCAGAAGGACAUAAAGAGGGCUCUUGAUAGAAUUAAUUUGUGCUGGGAAGAAUAUGAAGAUGAUGCCCAAGAAGAAAACAAACUCCAUUAUGCUGCUUUAAGAUUCAGGCUCCUUAGACAACAUGGUUAUCACAUCUCUCAAGAUAUUUUCAAGAUUUUCGUUGACAAAGAAGGCCAUUACAUGGAAUACUUUGACAAGGAUGUUAAAGGAUUGCUAAGUUUGUACGAAGCUUCAUAUCUUGCCUUUGAAGGAGAAAAACUCUUAGAUGAGGCCAGAACUUUCUCAAGAACACAUCUCACUCAAUUAAAGAGAGACACAGACUCAACCAUAUCAGAUCUUGUUACUCAUGCUUUAGAGCUUCCGUUGCAUCAUAGAACGCAAAGGCUGGAAGCUCGGUGGUAUAUUGAAAUCUACAGUAAAAAAAUUAACGCAAAUUACUCGCUACUUGAGUUUGCCCAACUGGACUUUAACCGGGUGCAAGCGAUAUACAAAACAGAUCUUAAAGAUAUGUCAAGGUGGUGGAAAGAAAUUGAUCUAGCAAACAAGUUGUCAUUUGCUAGGGACAGGCUGAUGGAAUGCUUCUUUUGGACGGUUGGAAUGUUCCCAGAUCCACAAUUUAGUAAUUGCCGUAAGGGACUGACGAAAGUGACCUUAUUUAUUACAAUCCUUGAUGAUGUCUAUGACGUAUAUGGGACUCUGGAUGAAUUGGAGGUUUUUACAGAUGCGAUUGAAAGAUGGGAUAUCGAUUGUGUGAAUCAGCUUCCAGACUACAUGAAAUUAUGCUUCCUGGCACUCUACAACAGUGUUAAUGAGAUGGGUUAUGACACUCUAAAAAAACAAGGAGUGAACAUUAUUCCGUCCCUAGCGAAAGCGUGGGGUGACAUGUGUAAAGCAUUUUUAGAAGAAGCAAAAUGGAGUUACAACAAACACACGCCAACAUUUGAGGAAUAUCUUGACAAUGCGUGGCGAUCAGUAUCGGGGACACUAAUUCUGGUUCAUUCCUACUUUUUACUGAAUCAAGGCAUCACCGACGAAGCACUUAACUCUUUAGAAAAGUAUCAUAAUCUGUUGCGCUGGCCAUCCGUUAUUUUUCGACUUUGCAAUGAUUUAAGUACUUCAAAGGCUGAGAUAGAGAGAGGUGAAACCGCAAGUUCAAUAUUAUGCUAUAUGCAAGAAACAGGUUUACCGGAGGAAGUUGCUCGUGAAGAUAUAAGGAAGCUCAUUGAGAAAACCUAGAAACAAAUGAAUAAGGAUCUGAGUGAUAAGCAUCCAUUUGCAGAAGCUUUUGUAGAAACAGCUAUUAAUCUUGCUCGGAUAGCCCAAUGCACGUACCAAAAUGGAGAUGGGCAUGGAGCUCCAGAUGUUAGAGCUAAGAAAAGAGUCCUAUCAAUAAUAAUUGAACCCAUUUCAAUCGUACACAGACAAGUAACAUCACAAUUAGUAAGUUGAAUAGAAACGGUAAUCAGACCCACAGAUUCAACACUAAUAAUGGAAGAUAUGGUUUACAUGUAUUAACCAAAUGUCAUGUAAUCAAGGUAAGAGCAUUAUCCAUGUAUGUGAAAUAGUUAUAUGUAAUAAUAAUGGUGUUUAUACUAUAAUAUUACUGAUAAGAAUUCUGAA
Molecule: messenger RNA, 2735 nt
Organism: Pistacia vera
Lineage: Eukaryota; Viridiplantae; Streptophyta; Magnoliopsida; Sapindales; Anacardiaceae
Product: probable terpene synthase 12
Exons: 7
Coding region: 735-2351 (538 amino acids)
Biological process (GO): diterpenoid biosynthetic process
Molecular function (GO): terpene synthase activity; magnesium ion binding
Source: RefSeq, a predicted model, not a curated record